Lathyrus sativus (Indian pea) is the source of this 1245-nucleotide messenger RNA. The record is from the annotation of a GenBank genome assembly. Lineage: Eukaryota; Viridiplantae; Streptophyta; Magnoliopsida; Fabales; Fabaceae.
AUGGCGUAUAGAAGAAGGCAAGGCGUAUCAAGAGCUUCAACAUUCAAAGAAGAAAUCCAUUCAUCAUUGGAUGAUGAUCCUAAAGAUUCUCAUCAACAAAAUGGUUCUACACCUUCCCUCUCUUCUUCUGAUUCUUCUUCGCCUUCGCUCGCCGCUCAAGCCAUUAAAGCCUCCGCUGCUCGUCGUCAGCCUGCUCUUUCAUUUGCCUUUGAUUCCUCUCAUCCUGAUCAUCAACGAUCCACGAGUUUUGAUGCUUAUGGGAAUGACAACAACAAGACUGGUUUCUGGGGUGUUUUGGCUCAUAAAGCCAAAUCAAUUCUGGAUGAAAACAAUUCAGAUCUACAACAACAUGACACCAAGCUACAAGGACUCAAAUCGCAUUCAUUUAAUACAUUUUCUAGCCCUUUUUCAACUCAGCCAUUAAAUCAACCUCCUGAAUCUAAUAAGAGAAUGGACAAUGCUUCGAUUCGGAAGGGAUUGGAUGCAAUCACUAUUUCCCUCAAUAAUCUAGGUGACACCUUUGAGAAAGCUUAUGAGGAUGGAAAAACAAUUGUGGAGAGUAAGACAGCUGACCUGAGAUCUCAAAUCAGGCGAAAAGGUGACGGCACAAGCCAAGCUUCAAGUAUAAGGAAUCCGUGGCAGCAAUCAGAUCAGACACAGUCUAAUUCUCCCCGUGAAUCUCAACUCAAGGCAUCACGCGACGUCGCGUUGGCAACAGCAGCAAAAGCGAAAUUACUUCUUCGUGAGCUAAAAACCGUUAAAGCGGAUUUAGCAUUUGCCAAAGCGCGUUGUGCUCAACUUGAAGAAGAAAAUAAAUUACUCAGGGAGCGAGAAGGAAGCGACAAGGGACUUAUCCGUGAUGAUGAUGAUCUGAUUCGGCUUCAAAUGGAGACACUUUUAGCUGAAAAGUCUCGUUUGGCUAAUGAGAAUGAGACAUAUUCAAGGGAAAACCGUUUCUUGAGGGAGAUUGUGGAGUAUCACCAGCUGACAAUGCAGGAUGUGGUGCAACUUGAUGAGGGAAUGGAAGACGUCGCAGAACUUUAUCCAUCGGCUGUGAAUGGAAUCACUAGGUUGUUAUCUGGCUCACCACAGUCGUUAUCACCUACACCGACAUCGCCUGAUGAGGUUUCUCUAGGAUCAACAAAAGUAAUGUUUCCUGUGCCAGAAGUAGAUGAUGAUGAGAAUACAUCAGAAGAAAAUGAGACUCCUACUAGUGUCUCGGCUUCUCAAAAUGCAGCAAAAUGA